UCUUUGUGCAUUUCCAGGAUGAAAGUGCCUCAUAAGAAUAGGCCUAAAGCCCGAUUCUCCUAGACUCUUGCAUUCUUUCGUUAAAUUAAAAAAUAUAAGAAUAUGGGAGCAUUCCUAGAAAAACCUAAAACAGACAAGCACAAUGAGGAUGGAAGGGGAAAUGGCUUGGCAUAUGGACUGGCAUCAAUGCAAGGUUGGAGAGUUGAGAUGGAGGAUGCCCAUUGUGCAGUUCCUGGCUUGCCUGGGAGCCUGAAAAACUGGUCUUUCUUUGCUGUCUUUGAUGGCCAUGCUGGUUCAGGAGUGUCAGCUCACUGUGCUGCACAUCUACUUGAUUACAUCAUGGGGACAGAAGAUUUCCGGAAAGGUACUGAAGACAAUUCUGCUGAGGGAGUAGCAUCUGGAAUCAGAUCAGGCUUCCUGAGUCUUGAUGAAAGCAUGAAGGAGGUCCCAGAAAUUGCAAGUGGAGAAGACAAAUCUGGAACCACUGCUGUCUGUGCUUUGGUUUCCGAGAAGCAUGUAUACAUAGCAAAUUGUGGCGAUUCACGUGCUGUCCUUGCGAGAGCAGCGCGUGUUGCAUUCUCUACUCAAGACCAUAAACCUGUGAACCCGGUGGAGAAGGAACGCAUUCAGAAUGCAGGUGGAAGUGUGAUGAUUUCUCGUGUGAAUGGAUCACUUGCAGUCUCCAGGGCUUUGGGUGACUAUGAUUACAAACAGGUUGAAGGGAAAGGCCCUUGUGAACAGUUGGUGUCACCUGAACCUGAAAUCUUUGUGGAACCAAGAUAUGAAGGCGAUGAAUUUCUCAUACUCGCCUGUGAUGGUAUUUGGGAUGUGAUGGAUAAUGAGGAUUUAUGUGACUUCAUUCGAGAUAGACUACAAGUGACAGAAAACCUUUCUGAUGUCUGCAACCAGGUCGUUGAUGCAUGUCUUAACAAGGGGAGCAGAGACAAUAUGAGUAUUAUCCUAGUCACGUUCCCCGGUGCUCCUCAACCAAAUCCGGAAGCAAUCAAGAAAGAUCAGCAUCUCAAUGAGGUUCUGGAAAAGCGAGUUGAAGAAAUUCUGAAGGAUGAUCCAGAUGCUGACUUGCAAAUGGUGAUAGAUGUCCUUCAGGGUGAUGAGAACCUCCCAGGUCUCCCACGUGGUGCUGGACUGAGUGCUAAGCAUGAAAUCAUCGAGAAAACCUUCAAAAAAUUGAAACCAGAACCGGAUGAAGAUGAUGAAGAAGAAAAAGAAGUGAAUGAGGCCCUUGAGAAGAGACUGGCAGAGAUUGUAAAGGAAAAUCCAGAUGCUGACAUUCAAGUUGUCAUGUACCUGCUUCAAAAUGAUGAACACAUCACAGACUUACUGCCUGGACACAAACUAAAUUCCAAGAGUUCUGAGGUUGGCUGGACUGCCUCUGUCUAUCAAGAUGGAGCUGCAAGACUCAGAGCACUAGGGAAUAAUGAGUGGCUUGAAUUUUCACUCACUCCCCAGCCUCCAUACCAUGUGGUGCACGUGAGCACCUUUGUUUUAAGGAACAAGAAGAAGCAUCGAAAGCUGUGGUCGAAAGAUGAAGAGGAAGAAGUGACCUUGACUACAUUUGUCCUGGGGAGCAAGGAGGGAUGGUUUGAUAAGGAAUUUUGGGCCAAACUCCAAAUGGACUGGGACUUCAGACCAUCAACUGUGUAUCGAUGGUGGUGCAAUCGCCAGUACCAGCUCAUGGUUUCUGAUCAGAUGUUCAUUGAGGAGAGACAUGUGACCUUGGGCUAUGAGCUUGGUGCAGCCCAUUUCUUAGUGCAUCGUUUUGGAGCAGUGAAAUUCAUAGGGCAAGAAAACUGGAUUGUACGUGAUGGGGAGAAAGGGAAUGACUAUCUUUCAUUGCCAAGUGUGUAUGAUCCUAAAUAUGUACUAGAAGCCAUUGAUGCAUCUGGAACAUCCCUCAUGUAUGAGGGUCUUCAGAAUAUGAUUGAAUUGAAGAAGCUCAAGUGGCUUAGUGUGGCCGACUGCAAAUAUAUAGAUGACUACUGUCUGGAUCGCAUUUCUGCUGAAUACAGAGAUACAUUGGAGUAUCUGGAUGUCAGUGGUUGUGAUCAAUUGACUGAAAGAGGUCUUUCUGCCAUAUACAGACUGAGAAAUCUCAAGGUCCUGUGUAUGAAAAAUUUGCCAAACGUGGAUCAUCUGCACCUGGUAUGUCUCAUGCUGGAAGAGAUGAAGCCACACCUGCAGAUUGAGGUUGAUGUUGACUACUUGGAUGUAGAAAUCCUUGAAAAUCCCCCCGAAUCAAAGUUCAAGUUCAUUGACGAUCCUGUUUGUGGAACUACCAGGAAAGCACGCAAGUAUCUUGUGCCCCCUCGUUACCUUCCUGCUGGUAGAAAGAAACAGGACAAUGAACAUGGCAACAUUCAAAAGGAACCCGCAGAACAAGAAAUGGGUUGUCCCCAUUCUUCUGACAGCUGA
Darwinula stevensoni is the source of this 2433-nucleotide messenger RNA. NCBI's taxonomy places the organism in Eukaryota, Metazoa, Arthropoda, Ostracoda, Podocopida, Darwinulidae. The record is from the annotation of a GenBank genome assembly.